This is a messenger RNA of Yamadazyma jaroonii, 1155 nucleotides long. The record is from the annotation of a GenBank genome assembly. Lineage: Eukaryota; Fungi; Ascomycota; Pichiomycetes; Serinales; Debaryomycetaceae.
AUGUUUGAAAUAACAUUUUUAGGUACUUCAGGAGGUCCUAUUGAAGGUACAAAUUGUUGUAUAUUAUUGAAAUCUUCAGAUAAAUCAUAUAAAGAAAUAAUUGAAAAUAAUUUAUCGGAUGAAAUUUUAUGUAUCGAUGCUGGAUCAGGAAUAAAUAGAUUAUCAGAAGUGAUUUAUAAUGAAAUCAAUAAUCUUGAAUUCAAUCAAAGUUUGAAUCUUUAUAAUGAUAAAUCUUCAGUAGAACAUUAUUAUCAUGAAUCUAUGAAUAUAAUUAAACCAUUUAAAGAUCUUAAUAAUCCUCAUAAUGAUGAUACUACACCAAUUGGAUUAUCAAUGAAAAUUUUCGAUAAUAUUAAUAAUUAUAUUAUUUCCCAUCCUCAUUUAGAUCAUAUUAAUUCAUUGGUACUAAACUCACCAAAUUUUUCCGUUCAAAAUUCAAAAAAUGUUAUUGCAUCAUCAUCAACAAUUGAUUCUUUAGAUAAAUUUAUUUUUAAUGGUAUAAUAUGGCCAAAUAUGCAAGAAUUUAAAAUCUUAAAAUUCAAUAAAAUCGAUUAUCAUCAACAAUUUGAAUUGAAUAAUUUCACUAUUAAAAUGUAUAAAUUAAGUCAUGGUAAAUUAUUUAAUUCAAUCAAAAGAAAUAAUUCAAUAUCAUUAAUUGAAAAUUAUCAAUUAAAUCAAAAACAAAAGAAUGAUUAUCAUACAACUUCAACCCCAUAUUUAUCCUCAGCAUUUUUAAUUUCUAAUCGUUUAGAUAACGAUAUCCUUAUAUUUGGAGAUUUUGAAAGUGAUUCAGUUUCAGGAUUAAAUUUCAAUUCUUUAAUUUGGAAAGAUAUAAGUCCAUUGAUUAUUUCAAACCGAUUAAAUAUCAUUGUUGUUGAAUGUUCAAAUUCCAAUUUAUCAACAAAUAAUCUUUAUGGACAUUUAAAUCCAAUUUAUUUAUUUCAAGAACUUGUUUUAUUAAAUGAUUUUUGUAAGCAAUUAACUUCUGAUCCUCAUCCUUUAGAGAAUUUGAAUAUUAUCGUUAAUCAUAUCAAAGAAACUUCCACAAGUAAUCCAAGGAAGAAGAUUUUACAAAUUCUUAAUGAAUUCAAUGAAAAGUAUGAUUUAAGAAUUAAAUUUUCAAUUGCAUUAUCUGGAGUUAGUGUAAGCAUUUAA